AUGUCGACAACCCCAGACGGCAAGGAGAGGAAGCGCAAGGCCUUGGUCAUUGGCGCUGGGCCAGUGGGCUCACUCACCGCGCUGAGCCUGCACAAGCGCGGCUGGUCGGUUGAGGUAUGGGACACUCGUGACGACCCUCGCGGCCGCGAGAUUGCAGUCAACAAUCUCCGGAGUAUCAACCUCAACAUCUCGGCGCGAGGCUAUGCUGCCGUCUCCUCGGUCGACCCCGAAUUUGCAGACGCGUUGCUGCGCGAGUCGAUCCCCAUGCCCAGUCGGCUGAUUCAUCACCUUGACGGCCGAUGCGAGGCGCAGCUGUACGACCCGCUAAGGGGGAACUGCUCCAACUCUAUCCACCGCGGUCUGCUCAACCAGAGGAUGGUCGAGGCCCUCCCAGCUGGUGUUGAGGUCCGGUUUAAUACCAAGCUCGCGCGCGUCGAGUUUGAGCAACGUACGGCCCACGGCGUGCGGACCAAACGGGGAGAGCCGACCCUGUUAGACAGUCCGCCUGAGACGCCCCAGAUCCCGGUGUUGGCCAGGGCGGAGAAGGUAGACGCUGAGUUUGACCUCGUUAUCGGCGCGGAUGGGAGCUGGAGCAAGGUCCGGCAGGAGAUGAUGCGCGCUGAGCGCAUUGACUUCUCGCAGAGCUUUAUCCCGCACGCGUACAUCGAGCUGCACAUGGCUGCGGACCCGAGCAAACCCGGCGGCUUCUCAAUGCCCCCGAACCACUUGCACAUCUGGCCGCGGCACAAAUUUAUGCUCAUUGCGUUACCGAACAAGGACGGUUCGUUCACCCUCACCCUCUUCAUCCCCUUCGAUGAGCUACACGAAGUCUCGACGCGCGACGAGGCCCGUGCGUUCUUCCAGAAGCACUUCUGUGACGCGUGGGACAUUGUCGGCGAGAAGCUUGUCGAUGACUUUAUGGAGCACCCGCGCGGCAACCUCGUCACAAUCAGCGUGACGCCAAGCACGUACUCGAGCCACGCGGUGUUGAUGGGUGACGCGUGCCACUCAAUGGUUCCCUUCUACGGCCAGGGCCUCAACUGUGGCCUCGAGGACGUCCGCAUCCUCGGAACCUACCUCGACCGCUUCUCCAUCUCCCCCACAACGCCUCUCCCUCCUGGAGCGACCGACGCGAAUCUUGAAGCCGCUCUCACCGCGUACUCGACCGAACGGGCCACGGACCUAGCGGCGAUUUGCGACCUCGCUCUGGCGAAUUACACUGAGAUGCGUUCCUCCGUCCUCAACCCGCUGUACCACCUCCGCCGGGCGGUCGACUACGUCUUGACCCGCAUAUACCCUUCAACGCCCCGCGACAUUUCGCCAGGAGUGGCCUUCCCCACCCCAGAGGUGAAGGGUUGGACGGCCCUGUACGACAUGGUCACGUUCCGACCAGACAUUCCGUAUGCCGAGGCGGCCCGCCGCGAGGCGUGGCAGAAGAAGGUCGUGGCGAAUGCGGCGGUUACGAGUGGUAUUGUGGGUGCCGUGGGGGUUGGCGUGCUCGCGCUCAAGGUUGUGCGGCCGUGGUUGGAGCGGAGGUAG
Cutaneotrichosporon cavernicola is the source of this 1539-nucleotide messenger RNA. RefSeq lists its product as uncharacterized. Gene Ontology annotation, biological process: L-tryptophan catabolic process; quinolinate biosynthetic process. The transcript is spliced from 5 exons. Gene Ontology annotation, molecular function: kynurenine 3-monooxygenase activity; FAD binding. Gene Ontology annotation, cellular component: mitochondrial outer membrane. The coding region runs from base 1 to 1539 and encodes 512 amino acids. The record is from RefSeq and is a predicted model, not a curated record. NCBI's taxonomy places the organism in Eukaryota, Fungi, Basidiomycota, Tremellomycetes, Trichosporonales, Trichosporonaceae.